Aedes albopictus (Asian tiger mosquito) is the source of this 3071-nucleotide messenger RNA. It is a transcript of the gene Bdp1, whose product is annotated as transcription factor TFIIIB component B'' homolog. The coding region runs from base 323 to 2887 and encodes 854 amino acids. The record is from RefSeq and is a predicted model, not a curated record. Lineage: Eukaryota; Metazoa; Arthropoda; Insecta; Diptera; Culicidae. Gene Ontology annotation, molecular function: TFIIIC-class transcription factor complex binding. The transcript is spliced from 5 exons. Gene Ontology annotation, cellular component: transcription factor TFIIIB complex. Gene Ontology annotation, biological process: RNA polymerase III preinitiation complex assembly.
CAAACAAGAAAAAAACGAAACGAGUAGCGCUCCUUUCAUCCAGCCAGAAGUCGGAAUUUCAUGCUGAAUCGUUUUUGUGGAUUUUCUUUACGAAAAAUUCGAUUAUUUCUUGAAAAUUUCCACGUAAAUGUCGUCGGAAAGCAUCAUAAGCAGCUUGUGAAGUGAAAAUUUGGAAUCAUUUAGUGUUUUUGAAGUGUUUCCAAUUUGAUGGAAAUGUAGUUCUAUCGUGGAUCUUUUGCCAACAGUAGGAUUGCCCGGAGAUUGCGUGUGAACUUUUGCAUUUUUUCUACGGGACGAAACUUGUGAUUUUACAUCGGCGAACAUGGCUAUGCGUAGGCCUCGUGUGAAGGUGGCCGCGAAUCUGGCGAUUCGUCGGCCAACGAAAGCUCCAGCUGCUGCUGCGUCCGCAACCACCAGAGAAACCAAGCCAGCGGUCGCUCCUGUCCAGGCAGUAGUUAGUGAUAAGGAAGACGAAGUGAGGGAAUCGCAAGUCACCGAAGCAGACGAGGCGCCAGCACCGAAAGGAACGGAGUUGAAACGACCUGUUUGCAAAGUGGAGCACAAGCCGGUAUCCACCACUCCCAGCCCAGUGGCCGAGCAGUCGGCAUUCAAGUUCCCAAAUCCUGUAGAGGAACCUCCGAGAAUUACAACACCUGCCCCAGUGCCCCAUUCUCCGCUGGAGGUCAACACAGAAGAGCCACAUUCGCCAAAGAAGCUGGAUUCCAAGUUUGCCUACAUAAAUGCCCUGAACAGCCCUCGGAAGAGGAUCCGGACGGAAUCGAUGACUUCCAAUAAGUCCUACUCGGACGUCAGCUUGAAAUCUCGCAAGACAAUCAAACAGGAGGAAUCUCAGAAGGCAUCGGACGCCAAACGGGACCUCCGAAAGCGAUUGAAUAACAUCCAGAACAUCGACAAACAAUCGCUGACCAUGUUCGACAUGAUCUACUACAAUCCGGUGAAGAAUCCGAUGAAGAGUCCGGCACUCAGCAAAAAGGGCUCGCUGGAGAACAUUCCCCGGACGGUUGAUCGGGAACGGCGAAGCAUGAGCAGGACACGGUCACCGACGCCGGCCCCAAUGAUGCCACCACCGGAACCGCCGAGUGCUCCUGCGCCGCCACCCGUGCAGCUAACGCCGCAGAUCAAGCUGGGCCCCAACGGAGAGAUGAUCCUGGACGAAGCCAGCUUGGUGGUGGAAAACGAACGCGAGAAGGCCAUGAGAGACAGCCUGGCCAAGGCGGAGAUUGUUUACAUGGACGAAUUCAGCGGAAAUUCCGGCUACUAUAGUCGCUACAAACGAACCAGGGAUUGGCCCCCGGAGGAAACGAUCCGUUUCUACAGGUGCCUGCACACGAUUGGGACUGACUUUUCCAUGAUGAUCCAGCUCUUCCCGAAUCGAACCCGGAGGGAUUUGAAAUUGAAGUUCAAGAAAGAGGAGCGUCUCAACCUCAAAUUGAUCAACAAGGCAUUGCUGUUCCCGAAGGAGUUCAACAUCGAGGAGCUCAAGCAGCAGUUCCAGGAAGAGGACGAGGAAAUCGAACGACAACGAGAGCAGGAACGGCAGAUCAAAGCAGAAGCAGAGGAGAAGCUAAAACAGCAGAAAAUGUCCAAAAAGCUCCAAUUGAACCAAAGCAAAAACCGGAAUCCUAAAAAGCGUGUCAGUAAAUCAGCUCGGGCCUUGCUGGAUGUGGAAUCCCUGGCAAAGGAUACGAAGCCUAAAAGCAAACGGCGAAAGGCACCCCUGGAGAACUUGAUAGUGAAACGACGUCCGAAGACUGUUAGGCUUCCAGAAACGGAUGAAACCGAAGAAGAGGAGAUUUUCGAGGUGACGAUUUCCGACACCGAACCGAAUGUGGAAGAUCAGGUUCCGCAGGUCGAUAGCAUUCCAUACAUUCCGAAUGGAGAAUUCGAACAAGUGAACGAAACUCCUUCCGGUACGGAACCGUCGCAGUCUCAGUCUACGAGGAGCUCGUCGAAUGCGGAGCAAGCUUCCUGCGACUCCCAACUGAACAUCGAGGACAUGGACAUCGACGUGGUAGAUGAGAACUCAAGAAGUCUUUUCGCCAUAAAGGCGGAACCAGCGGUCUACCCGGUUCAACUGUAUGAAAGUGCCAGCACUGCAAGUCUAAGUGCGGGAAGCGUCGUAACGCUACAGAACUUGGAUGACAGUCAGUCCACGGUCACGUAUCGAAGAUCUAAAAUGUCCGGUAGCGAAACGGAUCGAGACACGGACCUGAUGGGCUUGGACUCGAUUGAGUCCAAGUACUACGGAGGAUGCGGCGUUGUUUACCUUCCGGAUAAUGGCCCUAGCACCCGACCAAUGAAGACGGAAUCAACGUAUUCCGGUUCGCAAAUGCCAACUCCGGUACAAUCACCGCCUCUCCAGUACGACCUGCAUACCAUUGAUGUUCCAACGACCUCCAGAGUGAAACCAGACGCACGGGAAAGCGAAACUUCUCAGGAGUCGUACCAGGAAGUGAAUAAUCCUCGAUCACCGGCAAUGAUUACUUCGGACGAGACCAAUCUAACUUCCGAAUCUUCGGUACGAUUGAAGCCAGAAGUGGACUCGACCGAACCUCCCACGGAGGAUUCCAACGACUGUCAGGAAUCGGAAUAUUCCGAGGAACAACCAGUGCUACAAGCUGAAGAACUAGAACAGCAGCAGGAGGAGGAGGAAGAGGAGGAACCCCGCGGGCUGGGACCGCUGGAGGACAUUGAUAUCAACUCGCUGGUGCUGGUGGAAAGUCAGGACACGACGGACCCCACCAAAACCAUCUACGAAAUCUACGUGACCGAUCCGGAGACGGGUAAACUCAGUGAAAAACCUUUGGAUGUGCCGUACGACGUCAUCGAGAACAUCCGGUCGAUUCUCGAAGGUGGCGAGGAGUGAACGUCACAUAGGUUUUGGUAAGUUGUUACUUUUUAUCGUUAGGGGAAGGGCUCAUCACAUGGUGUCAUCACACAGAGCCGGGAAUAGAGGGAAUUCUCAUUUCUUCGCAACAAUACGUUUUGCACGUUGUACAGUACUGAGUAAGAAUAAACAUUUAUUUAUCGUCGCAUUUGACAAAACGAAA